This is a messenger RNA of Penaeus vannamei (Pacific white shrimp), 1070 nucleotides long. The record is from RefSeq and is a predicted model, not a curated record. NCBI's taxonomy places the organism in Eukaryota, Metazoa, Arthropoda, Malacostraca, Decapoda, Penaeidae.
UAGUCGCCGACGAGGUCGAGGAGACCCAGGUAGUCGCCUACGAGCCCGAGGAGACCAAGGAAGUCUCCGAGGUGGCCGCAGAAAAGCAUUUUUCCGAUGAGGCGACCUCUGGCUGGCUCGACCUCAUUAACCCUCAUAACGAAAGCCUCUUUGGCUUCCCAUUGUCACAAGAGCCGAAUCUCGCGAAACUCGCCAAGAAGGCGGCCAAAAAAGCCGCCAGGCAAGCCGAGAAGGAAGCUUCGUUGAAGGCCUCUUUUAAGCAGGAGGCUCUAAAGAAAAAGGCGGUGAAGGAAGCACAGAGGGAGGCGGCCACCAAGGAAGCGAAAAAGGGGUAGGACGGCUUCGUCGCUGUUGACGGCAACUAGCACGCGAUAGCCGUCGGGUCUUUCCACAAAUACGAAAUCCUCUUCGAAGAGGAACAUAAGGUCAACUCUGUGGACUCAGAGGUUGAGCAAGACAAGAAGGGAAAGGUGGAAGACAAGAAGGGAAAGGGGGAAAACAAGAAGAAGGGAAAGGGGGAAGACAAGAAGGGAAAGGGGGAAGACAAGAAGGGAAAGGGGGAGCAAGACAAGAAGGGGAAACGAGGGAUGACAGGCAAUGCUGAUAAGCGACAGCAACAGGCUGACGAAAACCGUCAGGCUUCUCUGAAACUCGCAUCUGAACAGAUGCAAAAGGCCUUCCUGGGGGACAACGGCCUCCUGGUGGACAAGAUCCUGCUUGCGGGGCCCGGCAACAUGAAGGCCCUUCUUCUCAAGGUUCUGCCCCAGAACCUGGCCAAGGUCACCGAGACCAUGACCGUCAGUCGCUCUGGCAGGUCGGGGCUCUACGAUCUGGCGAAGAUGCUGGAGGCCGAAGACGAGAAGCUUCGGAAGGAGGCCCUCCAGCAGGCUAAGUUGGAACGCGCCCAGCAGGUGAAGUCCAUCCGGCUCCUGCAGUUGACCACGCAAAGCAAGGCCGAGAAAAAGGCUCAGGCUGAGGAGAGGAGGCGGGUCAAGAUCGCUGAGGCAGAGGAGAGAAAGCUCGCCCGGCAGCAGGCGGCGCAGAAGGGGAAGAAGGCCCGCUGCAACUGA